UGAAAAGCUUCGAGCAAACUCUCAAGACAUUACUGAGGAAAAUAGAAGACCUGGCCAAUGUCUUCACCACGAAAAUGGCGCUUUAUGAAGAGCAUACACAACAUAUGACUGAGAUCUUAACUGCCCAUGUGACACAGUGCACAGAAGACACUCAAGGUAACCUAAGUCCAUCUCUACACUUAAUUGCAUCACACUCAUGUUUUUUGCGAUUUUUUAGUAAUACAAUGUCCAUGGGUGAUAUAUUGCUCCUCAGCCUGACACCAAGCAGUGUUACCCACUGUAUUAACAUGAACUUAUCCACACGUGAACAAGCUUCCUCUUCUAAACGCUCUAGAACCAUCACUCGUAGCAACUUCACUUUCUUGAAACUUUACUUCUGGCACUUUAGCAGAUAUAUAUGA
Molecule: messenger RNA, 401 nt
Organism: Cherax quadricarinatus
Lineage: Eukaryota; Metazoa; Arthropoda; Malacostraca; Decapoda; Parastacidae
Source: RefSeq, a predicted model, not a curated record